AGCGCACGUUUAGGCUAAAAAAAAAAACGCUUCGGCGGACCGGCGCAAAUCUCUGAAAAAAAGUAGAGGAAGAAGAAAACAGAGAUACGGCUCAACGCUCGAAGUCCACCUCUAGCGCACGUUUACACGGGGAAACUAUUGGAAAAACGUAGCUAGAACGGACGCGAGAACACUUUCUGUGUGAACGGCCCCUUUAGAAUGAUGACUCGCACAGCUGUGUGCGUUCCUAGGCAAUCCCCGUCGUGAGCGCGCACCGAUUGCGCUCACGCUCCCCGUUUCAUUUCGCGUAUCAGAGCCGGUCAACAUUAUUGACGAUGGAAAGCUGAGCCAUUUUCAUUCACAGACCAAACCAAUAAACCAGGGUCAUUCAAGAACAGCCUGCAAACGAAAGGAUUUUAUUCACGCCACAUUUGUGGUUCGAUUUGGCCAUGGGUGGGACCAAGAGUAAACCCAAAGAACUAGGCCAGCGCUCCCGUAGUCUGGACGACGGCACUGGAGGACACAACCACAGUCUCAACCAAUCCUCUUUCACGCCCAACCGGAGCCCGACUGUGGAUGGCACCAGACGUGGCACCCAGACAAAAAUCAUCAACGCAGAGCAGGCGCUGUUCGGAGGCGUUAACUCCACAGACAACAGCAUUUCCUCACCUCACAGAUGCCCGCUAGCUGGUGGCGUGACCACAUUUGUGGCUUUGUAUGACUACGAGUCACGCACCGCCUCCGAUUUGUCAUUCAGGAAAGGAGAACGACUCCAGAUUGUCAAUAACACGAGAAAGUUGAACCCCAGGGAGGGUGACUGGUGGCUGGCGCGCUCGCUGACGACAGGAGAGAGUGGCUACAUCCCCAGCAAUUACGUGGCACCGUCUGACUCCAUCCAGGCUGAAGAGUGGUACUUUGGAAAGAUUACAAGAAGGGACUCUGAGCGACUCCUCUUGAGUUUGGAAAACAGGAGAGGAACUUUCCUGGUCAGAGAGAGUGAGACCACCAAAGGUGCUUACUGUCUUUCCGUCCUGGACUAUGACAACGUCAAAGGCCUAAAUGUCAAACAUUACAAGAUCAGGAAGCUGGACAGCGGGGGAUUUUACAUUACAUCACGCACACAGUUCAGUACGUUACAGCAGCUGGUGAACCACUAUCGACAACAUGCAGACGGUCUGUGUCACUGUCUAACUGACGUGUGUCCAGUCCUGAAACCUCAGACUCAGGGUCUUGCUCGGGAUGCCUGGGAGAUUCCACGUGACUCUCUGAGACUGGACGUCAAACUGGGCCAGGGCUGUUUUGGAGAGGUCUGGAUGGGUACGUGGAACGGUACGACACGCGUGGCUAUCAAGACUUUGAAGACUGGCACCAUGUCUCCUGAGGCAUUUCUACAGGAGGCACAAGUUAUGAAGAAACUCCGUCAUGAGAAGCUUGUGCAGCUUUACGCUGUCGUCUCAGAGGAGCCAAUUUACAUCGUUACUGAGUACAUGGGACAAGGAAGUCUGUUAGAUUUCCUGAAGGGUGACAUGGGGAAAAUGCUGCGGUUGCCUCAGCUUGUGGAUAUGGCCUCUCAGAUUGCCUCUGGAAUGGCGUACGUGGAGAGAAUGAACUAUGUGCACAGAGACCUCAGGGCUGCCAACAUCCUGGUGGGUGAUAACCUGGUGUGUAAAGUGGCUGACUUUGGCCUCGCCCGACUCAUAGAGGACAAUGAAUACACGGCCAGGCAGGGAGCAAAAUUUCCCAUUAAGUGGACUGCGCCAGAGGCGGCACUGUACGGCCGCUUUACCAUCAAAUCUGAUGUGUGGUCAUUUGGGGUCUUACUUACUGAGCUGACGACGAAAGGCAGGGUGCCUUAUCCAGGCAUGGUUAACAGAGAGGUAUUAGACCAGGUGGAGCGUGGUUACCGGAUGCCCUGUCCCGCCGAGUGCCCGGACUCCCUGCACGAGCUCAUGCUCACCUGCUGGCGUAAGGAGCCUGAAGAGAGACCGACCUUCGAGUACCUCCAGGGCUUCCUGGAAGACUACUUCACCUCGACUGAACCACAAUACCAACCAGGGGAGAACCUCUAAAGGAACCUUGAAGAAACAGCCCAGUGUGAAACCAGAGACACUUGGAGGCUUGGAAAUAACUUCACAUGGUUUAUGUCUCGAAGGGACAGCACGGCAGUUUGUAACCGAAAACAAUAUUGAUCCACGGAGGCACCCAGCUGUGACUGCACAUAGCAGCCUCCGUUCAGUACAGCUGCCUCGGUUUAAAGCAACUUACUGGUUUUCCAAUGAUCUCACUUGCAUCGCUCCCUGUAAUUAUCGUUGCAUGCUUUUUCCAUGUGGACGGCGCUUUCAUUGCUAACAAACGGUCACGCAACUCUCACAAGAAAAGCAAAUUGCGUCUCCAGUCAUGCAACUCUCUUUUUGCGGAUAAUCAGUGCUAGCCUAAAUUUCCGAGGCUCUGUAACCAGGACGAUUGAUCUUUUGCUGUUUUUCCUUGACCUCAAUGUACCGCCACCUCGCUCCUCCUUAACCCUUUGAGCAAAUGGUCUAGAUCUGUCACUCAUUCUUUCUUCUCCUCCCCCCUCAAUCCAUCACUUCUUUCAUCCCAUUCCCCUUCAUACCCCCAAUACUUCAAGCUCCUUUUGCUCUGUGGUUCUCCAUAAAGUCUUUGACCUUGUUCACUGAGUGCAAAGCAGUCAAAAGUAUACCGUAAAGUCUGAAGAGACACAUCAAAUGGACGAAACGUUGUAGACAACAUCAGGUGUCCAAUAGAGGGCAACGGCGACUGUGUAGGGCAACGGGAGACAAUUGUGGUUUUACAACUAAACGGCUUUGUUCACCACCCUUUUCUGAUUCAUUUAAUCACGGAUGUUCCGAUUAAUGUCUUCCAAUAGAUAUCCAGGGUCUGUAUUUAUGAUAUUUAUGCCUUUAACUGGUACAAAUUACAUUUUUGCUGUCCCACUAUGUUUCAUUCUUGUAUGAACCUGGAUCAACUGGAAUAAAGAAUGUGAUUGGCUGAUCACUGUUCACGUGACAUCUUGGCUCUUGCAGAUUGGGUGGGAAAAAAAACCAUUCAGACUGAAAUAUUCGAAAUGAACCAUUCUUCCUUUCGAUAUGGAUAUGUAAUCAAUUAUAUAAUUGUAAAGAGUGCUGCUUUCAUUUGCUAUAGAAUUAUACUCGAAACAACUACUGAUAUAUAGUUUAUUUGGUUUCAAGCAGAGGUGACUGUAUAAUCCUACUUUGUGUGCCAAUGCAAAUGAGAAGAAAAAAGAAUUUUGUACCAUUUUAUUAUGUAUAAAAUGUAUUUUUAUUAAUGUACUUUUUGUAUCAAAGAUGUUGAGGAGGCUUUAUAACUAGAAUUGAAAGAGAUAGCUCACCCAAAAAUGAAAAUUCUGUCAUUUAUUCAUACCUUUUAUGAUUAUCUUUCUUUUGUUGAACACAUAAUAAAGCUUCAAAUAAGGACAAAAAAGUACAAGUACCAUUAAAGUAGUCAACUAUGUAAUUUACAUGCUAUGUUUCAAACGAUCUAAAGCCAUACAAUUGCGUUAUGUGAUGAUCAAACCGAAAUUUAAGUCAUUAUUCAUUGAUAAUCAUCCAUUUCCUCCAGUGCCAUCAAAUCUCAUUCACGUUUCUGCAUAUUCAAAUUUGGCGCAUCACGAUAGGUGACUGGGACACACUUCACUGACACCAAAAUUCAAAAUGAGCAACAUGAGGGUGAGUAAAUAAUGGCAGAAUUUAUUUUUGGAUGAACUAUCGCUUAAAUUAUCACUCAAAAAAAGGGUUCAAGAUAUGCUUGAACUGACUCCUUAAGUUAAAUACUUGAAUUUAAAUUUUUUUAUUUUAAUUUUUUUAUUUAUGUUUUGGCUUUUGGAGACAAAAUCAGGCACUCAAAGUGGAAGUUGCCUAUAUUUUAUAUGCAAAAUCGCCAUCGUUAUAACUAUAAUUGGAAGCUGGGUAACUAUCUCAAGUCUAUUGCUACUACUUUAUAAUCAGAUCUUUAUAUAAAUACACUAAUGUCCCACAGAAAGCCAUCAACCUUAUCUGUGUGGUGUUUCACGUUUCAAUCAUGUGUUAAAUGAUGGUUGCACAGGCAUGACUGUGUCAGGUUAUACCGAAUGCUUGGUGACGAUAUAACUCGGUCACUUUUGACCGUGAAACAAGCCCAGAAGUAAUACAAUCACUGCUGAAGACAAUGUGGAAUCAAAUGCAUUUGAGUUUUAAUUUCCCCACAUUUAAUGAUAUGAUGAUGAUUGUACGGAUCAUAAUGGGUUUGGAACAGCUGGUAGAUAUGAUCUCCGUUGACGCCUGUCAAUAUUAUUGUAAAUACUUUUUAAUGGUUACUGUAAAUAUUUAUUCCUAUAGUCUCAGUUUAUGAUCAGCAGAUUGAUUCUCCCCUCAAGAUCAACAUUAUGUGUUGACGAUCAUUAUUCAUCUUGAAACGUGUUCAAUGGUUUUUAUAAGAAAUGCAACUGAUGUUAUACUUUAAACGCAGUUGCUUUUUUUUAAACACUGCAUAGAGGCGACCAAUCAUGAGAAGCCGUCAUGUGAUCUAAUUCGGUCAAUGUGGAUGCCCAUUUCUGCCACAUUUCUGCCAUAAUUUGGACUUCUUGUCUAAUUUUUAUGACUUUGAAUCUCAGACCUAUCCCUAACUAUCUCAUAGUUACAUUUUUUAAUCUCAUAAACUCAUAAUGACUUUCCAAUGGAAAAGUUGUUUUUUUGCCAUUUGGCAGAAAUGGACAUGCAUAGAUCUUUAUUUUGCUGUAUAUUGUUCUUCGCAGUUCUAGCUUUAACAUAAAUAAUAAUUCUUUCUUUAUGUUUGACAGUGAACAUAUCUUUUGUUUUUAUCUAUGUUUUAUCUAACUCUUUUAAAUGUUAUAAACCUGCUGUUGAUUUUGACAGGUGUAGUAGUUACUGCAAAGUUGAACUGCUCUGUAUGCAUCACUCUGAUCAUAAUAUGAGAGAAAUAAAACCGGGUUGACGUGACACAUUACAUGCACUAGAACUAGGAGAAACAAAGAAAUAAAGCAAAUCAUCACAUGUAGUAAUAAUUCAAACAAAAUAAUCAUUCUUUCAUCGUCAGAUCUACAAGUAACCACAAUAUCAGUGCAACCCCUUCUCAUUUGAGUAUACAAACUCUGAAUCUGUUUACUCGGAGAUCUAUAUUUUAACCACUGCUGUUCCGAGUUGAAUUCCAAGUUCUUGUUCCCGUCCCACUGUACAGUGUUCUGCAAUUCCAUGACCCGUUUCAAAAUAAGAAAUAACACUGAAAUGAGCUUUGUACUUUAAAAACAUAUGUAAAGGUGUUAUCUUUUUUCCCCAAGUACAAUAAACUGUUU
This is a messenger RNA of Xyrauchen texanus (razorback sucker), 5305 nucleotides long. RefSeq names its product v-src avian sarcoma (Schmidt-Ruppin A-2) viral oncogene homolog (gene src). Gene Ontology annotation, cellular component: extrinsic component of cytoplasmic side of plasma membrane. The transcript has 13 exons. NCBI's taxonomy places the organism in Eukaryota, Metazoa, Chordata, Actinopteri, Cypriniformes, Catostomidae. Gene Ontology annotation, molecular function: growth factor receptor binding; non-membrane spanning protein tyrosine kinase activity; ATP binding. Gene Ontology annotation, biological process: bone resorption; protein phosphorylation; negative regulation of extrinsic apoptotic signaling pathway. The record is from RefSeq and is a predicted model, not a curated record. Bases 429 to 2048 code for a protein of 539 amino acids.